Neltuma alba is the source of this 952-nucleotide messenger RNA. Its product is annotated as protein TOPLESS-RELATED PROTEIN 2-like. Gene Ontology annotation, biological process: regulation of DNA-templated transcription. Bases 9 to 509 code for a protein of 166 amino acids. Lineage: Eukaryota; Viridiplantae; Streptophyta; Magnoliopsida; Fabales; Fabaceae. The record is from RefSeq and is a predicted model, not a curated record. Gene Ontology annotation, molecular function: protein binding. The transcript is spliced from 5 exons.
CAACUUUCAUGUCCCCACCACCUAAGGCGACAUCUAUUUCCUUCUACCCUCAAGAUAAUAAUGUGCUUGCUAUUGGCUUUGAUGAUUCUAGCAUCUUUAUUUAUAACGUCCGUACAUGCAAGGUUAUCAGAAAGCUCAAAGGUCACUCAACAAGAGUCACUUCUCUUGCCUUCUCAAACACUUUACAUGUUCUUGUUUCUGCUGAGGUUAAUAAUCAGAUUUGCUUAUGGAAUAUCGAAGGCUGGGAAAAAGUGAAAGGAAGGAACUUGCAGAUACCUGCUCAAAGGAAGCCAGAAGUGCCAUCUGAUACUCACAUUCAGUUUCACCCGGAACAGAUAAACUUCCUCGUUGUACAAGAUAGCCAUCUUGCAAUUUAUGAAGCACAGGAAUUAACUUGUAUCAAACAGUGGGUUCCGGUACUCCCUUUGGUUAUCUCCCAGGCAGUUUUCUCAUCUGAUGGAACGGACAUAUAUGCCGGAUUUUGUGGAUGGGACUAUCACCAUAUUUGAUGGUUUAAAUCUUCAGCCUCUUUGCAAGAUAGAUCCCACUGCUUACCUGCCCCACACUUCAAGUGAGAGCAUAUCCCUACUUGCUAUGGCGGCAAAUCCCGUGACGGCAGGCCAGUUUGCUGGGGGCUUUCAGAUGGUAAUGUCUAUGUGAUGGAGCCUCCUGAGCCAGGACCUAAGUGGCCCACACUUGCACGUGAUGACAAGGAGGCAGCAGAACCCAGUGGUGUGGGAGUCGUUUAGUCUGAUGCGAAUUGAGGGGGAUAAGACUUGCACAUGGUUUAUCCAGGGAGCAAUAAAUCGGCCCAAUAGUUCAGUUGUUGCAUUAGUUUUAUAGAAAUCUUUCUGGGGCCUUUGUUGAAGGCCCGAACUCUGAAAAAAAAAAAAAUUGAUGGCCCCUGCUUAUACCUCCUCUUUAUCUGCUUCUAAUGGAUGUCAUUGCGCUU